Messenger RNA from Dipodomys ordii (Ord's kangaroo rat), 1468 nucleotides. It is a transcript of the gene Ppat, whose product is annotated as phosphoribosyl pyrophosphate amidotransferase. NCBI's taxonomy places the organism in Eukaryota, Metazoa, Chordata, Mammalia, Rodentia, Heteromyidae. The record is from RefSeq and is a predicted model, not a curated record. Gene Ontology annotation, molecular function: amidophosphoribosyltransferase activity. Gene Ontology annotation, biological process: purine nucleotide biosynthetic process; purine nucleobase biosynthetic process. The transcript is spliced from 9 exons. Bases 161 to 1468 code for a protein of 435 amino acids.
GGGAAAGCGCGCGCCGCCGCAGUAGCGAGGGUCGACCCUCUGGAGGAGGAAGCUUUCCUGGCGCGCGAGCCUCUGAGGCGCUCUGGGCCGAGCCGGCGGCUGGUUGGUGCUCUGACCUCGAUUGCGGCGGCAGGUCCCUCCACGUGCUUUCGGCGGCGCCAUGGAGCUGGAAGAGUUGGGGAUUGGAGAGGAAUGUGGGGUGUUCGGGUGCAUCGCUUCUGGAGAGUGGCCCACGCAGCUGGACGUACCACAUGUGAUCGCUCUGGGACUCGUGGGGCUGCAGCACCGGGGUCAGGAGAGUGCUGGAAUUGUGACCAGUGAUGGGAAUUCAGUGCCAACAUUCAAAGUACAUAAGGGAAUGGGUCUUGUAAAUCAUGUUUUUACUGAAGACAACUUAAAGAAAUUAUAUGUUUCAAAUCUUGGAAUUGGACAUACGAGAUACGCCACUACAGGAAAGUGUGAAUUAGAAAAUUGUCAGCCCUUUGUUGUUGAAACACUUCAUGGGAAAAUAGCUGUGGCACAUAAUGGUGAAUUGGUAAAUGCUGCUCGAUUAAGGAAAAAGCUUCUGCGUCAUGGCAUUGGUCUGUCAACAAGCUCUGACAGUGAAAUGAUUACCCAGUUACUGGCAUAUACCCCACCUCAGGAACGAGAUGACACCCCAGACUGGGUAGCAAGGAUUAAAAAUUUAAUGAAGGAAGCACCCACAGCAUACUCCCUGAUUAUAAUGCACAGAGAUGUUAUUUAUGCAGUACGGGAUCCUUACGGAAAUCGUCCUCUAUGCAUUGGUCGUCUUAUUCCGGUUUCUGAUAUAAAUGAUAAAGGAAAGAAAACAUCUGAAACUGAAGGAUGGGUGGUGUCCUCAGAAUCAUGUAGCUUUUUAUCUAUUGGUGCGAGAUAUUGCCGGGAAGUCUUGCCUGGGGAAAUUGUGGAAAUAUCCAGACAUAAUGUCCGAACUCUUGACAUUAUUUCAAGGUCUGAAGGAAACCCAGUGGCUUUUUGUAUAUUUGAAUAUGUUUAUUUUGCAAGACCAGAUAGCAUCUUUGAAGAGCAAAUGGUUUAUACAGUCAGAUACCGUUGUGGUCAGCAGCUGGCAAUUGAAGCCCCUGUGGAUGCAGACAUGGUUAGCACUGUUCCAGAAUCUGCUACACCCGCUGCUCUUGGUUACGCAGCAAAGUGUGGACUUCCAUAUGUGGAGGUGCUGUGUAAAAACCGUUACGUAGGAAGAACCUUCAUUCAGCCAAACAUGAGGUUAAGACAACUUGGUGUGGCAAAAAAGUUUGGAGUAUUAUCAGACAAUUUUAAAGGCAAAAGAAUUGUUCUUAUAGAUGACUCAAUUGUAAGAGGCAAUACCAUCUCACCCAUAAUAAAAUUACUUAAAGAAUCUGGUGCAAAGGAGGUAAGUAACUUCUAUUUGGAACACAGGAGCGAUAAAGCAAACCACACUAUUGCUGUAAGGAGAAAGGCUUAG